ACGGCCACCUCGAUUCCUCUAAACAUUCUCGGUUCUCUAUCCCUACUCAUCAAUUCUCACGUGUGAGGACUGCUGUUCAGUCAAUGGUCUUCUCCAACCUCCCAACACACGAGAAAGAUGCUUUCUUCUCACUUUUGGAUGAAUACUUCACCUCUCGUCCAGACAUCCUCGGAUCUCUCUCCUCGGAUAGCCCUGGAGGGCAAUCCCAUGGUGCAGCAGCAGGAGCAGCCGUGCACAAAGCACUUGCGAACAAUCCUGCCCUGACCGCGAACCUCGUAUCGACUGGACUGAAGAAUGUACCGAAAAGUAGCCCAUACUCGGGCGUGGCAUCGAACACUUCAGUACAGAACGCAGCAGGUCGGGUUGCCGCAGCUUCGCUUGCUUUCUCUGGACGAGAACAAGCACCUCCGUCGUCAUCGUCGACAAAACCUACACCACCAGCGUUUCAUGCGAGGAAUAGCUCCAGCACGGAGGAUGAUUCUGCUUCUGCGAGCUCGGCUACACGAAAUCUCGCUCAUACGAAGAGAUUCGGAGAUGUCGACACUUCGUCCGCCAAGAACAUGUUCACCUCCCUCCGCAAUUCUACAGCCAACAAAUCCGCCACACCACCCUCAGUAGCACCUCCCAUCCCAGCCGCUUUCGGUCCCAAACGUGGUGGCUUUGCUCCUCCUCCCGUCCGCCAUGUAUCUCCUGCUCCUGCGCCAGAGCCGGAGCCUGAGCCUGAGGAGGAGACUGCGGGUGAGUGGGCAGAAGCAUUGUAUGACUACAGCAGUGCGGAAUCGACAGAUCUGGAAAUCAGAGCGGGACAGCGUAUCUUGGUCACCGAGAGGUCUUCCGCAGAUUGGUGGACCGGUGUGGCCGACGGAAAGAGUGGACUGUUUCCGGCCGCAUAUGUCAAGCUCCUAUAGCAAUGGUCACUAUUGCCUCCGUCACUUGAUGGUCUACAAUAGAAUCGUGAUUUAUGGAAUAAAGCGCUCGACGCAAGUUGACAGAGGU
Stereum hirsutum FP-91666 SS1 is the source of this 996-nucleotide messenger RNA. Its product is annotated as SH3-domain-containing protein. The record is from RefSeq and is a predicted model, not a curated record. The coding region runs from base 84 to 908 and encodes 274 amino acids. Gene Ontology annotation, molecular function: protein binding; lipid binding. Gene Ontology annotation, cellular component: actin cortical patch. The transcript has 6 exons. Gene Ontology annotation, biological process: plasma membrane tubulation; endocytosis; actin cortical patch localization. Lineage: Eukaryota; Fungi; Basidiomycota; Agaricomycetes; Russulales; Stereaceae.